Messenger RNA from Entrophospora sp. SA101, 2391 nucleotides. Lineage: Eukaryota; Fungi; Glomeromycota; Glomeromycetes; Entrophosporales; Entrophosporaceae. The record is from the annotation of a GenBank genome assembly.
AUGAGUAAUGAUACUAGUUAUGACCCAAACACUGAUCCAAAUGCCCCUUACGUAGAUUACGGUGUGAAUCCAGAGUUUACACAGGACAUUGAACAUUUUCGAUUAGAAGCAACUUACGACAAAUUAAAUUUUUAUCUAAGCAUUAUAAGUAUUUCAUGUGGUUUCUUGGUAUUAUUUAUCAUGACCAUUAUGUGGCUUUAUGAUAGAAAGUUGGUCGAUCGUGUAUCAUUGAGGUUGACUGCAAUGAUUUCCUUUGUGGAUAUGUUAAAUGGUGGAACUGUGUUGGCGUACACGCUAUGGAUUCCUGUAGAUGGUACAUUAUGCACUGCUAUUGGAUUUGGAAUGAGUUUUUUCCCUCAGUUAUAUUUAUUUCUAACUGUUAUGAUUGCAUUCAAUCUACAGGUUGUUUUUCUUCACAGAAGAAAAGUUUCAAGAUUUUCAGAUAGAUGGUAUGUUCCGGUAGCGUUUCUAACAGCAUUAAUUAUAAACAUACCACCGCUAGUCUAUAAUAGAUUUGGCUUUGACAUUGAUGUCAUUGAUUGUUUAUACAGAGAAGGUUAUUCCGAGGCAACAAGAUGGUGGUCAAUUUUAACAUUUUUCAUUCCAAUAACAAUAUCAAUGAUUUAUUGUACAACGGUUUUGAUGAUUGUGGUGUGUAAAUUGAUCUUUGAACAUCGUCAAUUGGCAGAAGUCAUACAAUCUUCAAAAAGCAAUAAAACCUUAUCAGUAAAAGCCAGACACAAAAAAUUAUUAUUGUUAAAAUUGGUUAGUCGUAUUUCUCUUUAUGCGUUAAUACCUUUGCUCAAUGUAAGCGGUAUCUUGGUGGAACUUAUUUAUACUUCAGUGCACAAAAAAAAUCGAACCGAGCCUCAGGCUAUAAUUUUUUGGUCAAUUAUUGGAACAUGUUCUCCUGGAAUUUUUAAUUUUUUUGCAUUCGUAUUCGAUCCAGCUUUACAUAAUGGUUUUAGAAGGUAUAAAAGAGUUUUGGUGGAUAGUUAUGGCUUUGUGAAGCCGUUCGACGACGAUAAUAGCAAAGCAACUGUCUCUUUAAAUAGUCCACCAUUGUCACCAUCAGAAUUUAGUAAUCCUAAUUCCAUUCCUGAUACUAAACCAAUUUUCAUUGAUGGGUUGACUAACGAAAAAAUCACUUUUGGUGAAUUUAAAAGUUAUACUCGAAAGGUUGCCAGUGGAAUUGUUACAUUAGCUAAUUCUGGUUAUAAAGCUCAUGAAUUAACACAUCAACUAUCCGACUCCAGAGCAUCAGUCAUCAUUGCACAUCCAUUACUAUUACCUACUGUAUUGGAAGCUGCAAAAAAUGUAAAAAUACCAACUUCCAGGAUCUUUGUAUUUGAUGAAAAGGAAGACCUUGAAAAUGGCAUUAAACCAUUCACCAGUCUAUACAAGGAUGAUGAUGAUUCAGCAAUUAUUCAUUAUACAACCGAAGAAAAAGUCAAAUCAACUACUGCCUAUUUGUGUUAUAGUUCUGGUACAACUGGCAGACAAAAAGGUGUUGAGACCACACAUUAUAAUAUGAUUGCUAAUCUUGAACAAGUAUAUCAUUUCGAGAAAUUCACUCCUGAUCUUGUCUUCUUGGGAAUAUUGCCACUUUUUCAUAUAUAUGCAUUGAACAUUACUCUGCAUCAAGUAGCUUAUAGUGGAGCGUCAGCAAUACUUUUAUCAAAAUUUGAUAUAAAUUCAUUUUGUCAAACAAUACAAGAUUAUAAAAUAAAUCUUGGAUAUAUAGUUCCGCCGAUUUUGCUUCAACUGGUUAAAAACCCAGUUGUUGACAAAUAUGAUUUAUCAAGUUUAAAAUUUAUUGUAAGCGGUGCUGCUCCAUUGAGCAAAGAGUUGAGUAAGAUGUUCAACGACAAAUUCAAGAAAAUACCUCUUAAGCAAGGUUAUGGACUUACUGAAACUACACCAGUGCUUACAUUGGGUAAAACUGAUGAUGUUGUAAUUGGGUCAUCUGGAAUUAUUAUAGCAAAUGUUGAGAUAAAAUUUAUUGAUGAAAAUGGAAAAGAACUUGGAGUUAAUGAAGAAGGUGAAAUAUGUGCUCGUGGUCCAAACAUCAUGAAGGGUUAUCUUAAUAAUGAAAAAGCCACUAAAGAAUGUAUGGAUAAAGAUGGAUUUUUUCAUACUGGAGAUCUUGGGAAUGUUUUCUUGGUUGAUCGUGUAAAAGAACUUAUCAAGUAUAAGGGCCAUCAAGUUGCACCUGCAGAACUUGAAUCAGUUCUACUUUCCAACCCUAUAAUUUCCGAUGCAGGUGUAGUUGGCAUAUAUUCAGAACAAGACGCUACAGAAUUACCAGUUGCUUAUGUCGAACUAGUAAAUCCAGCCGCCAAUUUGAGAGAACGACUUAAAAGUGAAUGGGUUCGUCCUGAUAAUCUUUAA